AUGCGAGCCUCCAAGUUGCUGGCCUUCGCAGCCUCGUGCUGCAUCGUCGGCGCUGAGUGGUUUCGAUGGUCGGCCGGCGACGAAUAUGUCCUCUCUGCCAUGCCGCAAGAAACCGGCAUCGCGAGCGCGCGUGCUGAGGUCGGCUGGACCCCAAUGCCUACGCCGGCCCCGGGCGCUGCUGAGCCAGAGGGCAAUCGCGUUCUGAAUGUUCUCCUGCAGCGAGAGGAGACUACUACCAACUGGACUAACAGUGAGACUUGCGGAUGGUUCUCGGGCGUCUCUUCCGAGUCAUUCGCUUGCGGCACCAGCGCUUCGUGCGUAACUAAUUCCGAUCACAUCGUCGCCUGUGCCUCUGGCACGUAUUCUCCCUUCUUUUCGGUUUGUCUCGACUACGCUGCCUUCCAGCGCAGCUCCUGCAAUAAUGACGGUACCGAGACGGGUUGCUGUAUGGACUCAAAGUACGGAGCGUGUGAAACCAUGUUCUGGACAGGCCACCCAGUGCGCUCCAUGUAUCGCUGCGCCAGCUCAUCAACGAUGGUCACCAUGCUCGAUGAGCCUCAAUUCGUUAUCGAUGCUUCUCUGUUGUCCGCCUCGCUGGCUUCUGCUUCCGCGACACCCACUACCACAGAUCACGUAAUUGCCACCGGAGGCACUCCCCCCGGUAAUACCGAAGAACCCGUCCGCCCUACCGUCAACAUCGGCGCCCUCGUCGGCGGCGUCCUAGGCGGCACCAUGCUCAUCCUCGCCUCGGCAUUCAUAUACUUCCGCUACCGCCGCCGCCGCAGCACAGCCGCCAAGAAGGACCGCCGCAAGCUGCAGGCGCGCCUCGAUGAUGCUUUUCGAUAUGCGCAGACGAUCGACUCCGGGACGCCCGACGAUAGCACCACGAACGCCGGCUCCACCCCCGCUCCCUACGUGAACACCCGCUACCACGGCCGAGCCGCCUCGAGCCCGACGCCUCUAGGCGGAGGCGGAGCCAACAACAACAACAACAACCGCGGUAACGGCAAUGGUGGUGGUAAUAAUGACGAUGGCGAAGCCCCAACGAACACAACAACCUUCGUCCGCAUCCCGAUCCGGCGCCCCCCACCCACGCACCAGCGCCCGUCGUCAUCGUCCGCCCGCAGCCCGCCCUCGUACAACUGGAUCCUGCACGGGCUGCCCUCGCACGGCGACGUCGGCACCAACAGCAACCGCACCAACUCCGCCACGCACUCGUUCUACGCCACGCAACCCACCACCACCACCACCAGCGGCGGCAGAAAAGCCAGCAACGGAGGAAAAACGACCCCGCCCCCGCGCUACUCGACGUCGAACCCGUUCGCGCGCAACCUGUUCUCAGCGGCGUCGUCGUCGCUGGCCUCGCCGUCGCCGUCCGACGGGUCGCUCGUGCAGAUCACGCCGCCGUUCUUCGAGAGCUACGAGUUGGCCGAGGGGGUGGGCCGCGGAAUCGGCGGCGCGGGGAGGGGAGGCGGGGGUCUGCGAUGGAACCACGACAGCGGGUCCUCGGUGGCGUCCGGGUCGGACGACGACGACGACGACGGCCGCUCGACCGAGUGGCAGACGGAGACGAUGAGCGCGGCUACGUAUGAGUAUGACACGAAGUGA
Hypoxylon fragiforme is the source of this 1608-nucleotide messenger RNA. RefSeq lists its product as uncharacterized. The record is from RefSeq and is a predicted model, not a curated record. The transcript has 3 exons. Lineage: Eukaryota; Fungi; Ascomycota; Sordariomycetes; Xylariales; Hypoxylaceae. Bases 1 to 1608 code for a protein of 535 amino acids.